Molecule: messenger RNA, 387 nt
Organism: Paramuricea clavata
Lineage: Eukaryota; Metazoa; Cnidaria; Anthozoa; Malacalcyonacea; Plexauridae
Source: the annotation of a GenBank genome assembly
AUGUCUGCUCAACGGUUUGAUCAAACUGAAAGCAAAAGGGACAAACUUAUAGAGCUAUCUAGGGACGGUAUAAUAGAGAAGCCCGCAAGUUUUAUAAGAAAGUCUAACAAGGAUGUCGUAGAUAGACUGUACCAUGAGUACGAAAGUCAGAGGAUGUCAUGUGCAAGCGACUUCUUAUCAACACUUAUUAUCUCAAAGUUUGCGUCAGUCCUGGGAAGUUUUGGUGCAGUGGAAUCUUCAGAGAAACUGUCAGAGGAACUACUUAGUGACAAGCUUCUGAAGGACGAUGUAGUAUAUUUAACCAGAGCGAUAUCUCCCAACAUACCAUUCAUAGGGCUCAUAUCUGGUGGUUGUACAACAGCUAAGCAUGUGGUUGCCCAUAAGUGA